GUCUACCUAGCACCUGAAAUACGCAUCUCAUGGCAAAAUGUAUAAAACAAAAGUUAUUUGUCACGUCAUUUGCUACCGAAAUGGUGAUCAUGGCCGUAGGACGAACCGUUCCCGAGAUACGAGCGAAAAGGCGGCGCGCCACAGCGCAAGGUGAAAAUCGGCUUGCGGCCACACUUCUUGACGUUGAUUUCGCCGAGUGCUAUCACUCACAUUCAUUCACCUACGCCAAAGGACACGUUCGGAUAGGUCUCCGCACAAAUAUUUUUUCAUCGAGUUCCUUCACUCUUGUCGUUGAUUUCGCCAGGUGCUAUCACUUAUAUUCUCUCAACAAAACACAGAACUCAAAAUGUCUGUAUCUAAAUUUAAAUUUAGACAGAAAUGUCCUGUGUUUGGCAAAUAUCCGUACAAUCUCUCUGAGUCCCAGUUACCUACUUACCAGGAUGUUCUUUUGUGUUAUCAGUUUGAAAGAUUUGGUAUAGGGCGACUCCGAGGCGACAACUAUGAACCUAGGAGUAAAGAGGUUACAGAAAUAGUUGCAAAAAAGGCUGAAAAUACUUUCAAAAAGUCAUCUAUUCCGAUAGUUUCACACACCAGAGUUGUACAAAUGCUCACCACAUACCAUAAGAAAUUUCUGACUCUUAAACAAAUGGUUUUAAGGAACCCAAUAGGUUUGAGCUCUAAAAGAGACGACUUUGUCUCUUCUGCCGGAAAAUUAUUUGACAUCGCUGCUUGUAAAUGCAUUUAUUUUUCUUCUUGCACUUGUCCAAAGGUAAGGAAAGUUCCUAUCAAUGAACAACCAUUUCUCUUGGACCAGAGAACCACAAGAAUUGGUCGCAUUGGAAGUGUUGAUCUACCUGAAACAAAAAAGAUUACAAAGAAAAAUGAACGUAAAGAAAAGCUUUCAAAACGUCAUUCAACAUCAACACUUACCAGAAAAGUAUCAGCUAGAACACGUGACCAUUCAGAUCAGCCAGACUCUCAUACAGACGAAAACAAUGUAGGCGCGUCGCACAUUGAUUCUUCGAAAAACGAUGGUGAUGAUGAAUUUUCUCUUCCGUCCUCUAAAACCAAACAAAACACACUAGUAUUAGAACACACUGCUUUAGCUGCCCAAAGAUUUGGAGUAAGUGAUAGAGUAGCGGCCUUGAUUGUUUCAUCGGCUUUUCUGGAUGCCAAAAAAGCAGGUUUGAUAACAGAGGAUCAGGCUAGCUUUGUCACUGACAAAUGCAAGAUUAGUCGGGCAGAAAAAAGUGUUGGUGUUAAGCUCCAGAACACCGAAAGUAUUGACUCCGUAUAUGGGCUGUAUUUUGACGGCCGCAAAGACAAUACACUUACACAAGUCAGCGAAGGUGAAAAGUACUACCGCGACACUGUCAAAGAGGAACAUAUUUCUCUUAUAGCGGAACCUGGUUGUCAUUACUUUGGCCACGUCACUUCUCCUUCCGGGUCAGCUGAGGAUGAGACGGAAGCUAUAUGGCAACAUUUACAAGACAAUUCAGUUGAUGUGGAACAUCUAGAAGUUGUCGGUGCUGAUGGCACCAACACGAACACAGGUUGGAAAGGUGGAAUCAUUCGGAAACUAGAAGAAAGAAUAGGUAGGCCAUUACAGAGGGUUGUUUGUCUUCUACAUUCCAACGAACUUCCAUUCCGUGCUCUUUUCGAACACAUAGAUGGUGUCUCAAAGAGUCCAAAUACAUUCUCUGGCGACAUAGGUAAACUGCUCCCUUAUUGUGAGAAGUUGCCUGUUGUCAAAUUUGAAAGUUUUCCAUCCUGCCAAUUACCUUCUGAGGUUAUUAAUCCGACCCAACUUAGCACAGACCAAGCUUAUCUCUAUAAAAUAUCAGAAGCUGUUAUUUCCGGUCAAUGUUCCUCAGAUUUAGCGUCGAUGCAUCCAGGUAACAUGUGCAAAUCUCGCUGGCUCACCUGUGCAAAUAGAAUUCUGAGAUUAUACAUUUCUACUGACAAACCAACAAAGGAAAUAAAGAUUUUGGUCAAGUACAUACUUACAGUUUACCCACCUUUGUGGUUCUCAAUAAGAUUCAACAGUUCAAUCAAAGAUGGCUCGCGCCAUCUCUAUGCUGCAAUUCAAAGGUCGAGAUACUUACCCGCUAAACUGCGCAAGGUUGUCGAUUCAUCCAUUCAACAGAAUGCUUUCUUUGCUCUUCCAGAAAACAUUCUCCUUAGUAUGAUGACUGACGAACGGAUAGAAGUCAGAAAGCUGGCCCUUGACCGUCUUCUGGCAGCCAGAGAAGCAGAGUCUGACACCAUAAAUGGAAGAGUUAGAUGUAAUAAAGUGCCAAAGCUGAAUUUCAAAGCUAAUACUUAUUACGAUAUGAUUAACUGGAAGACUAUUACCUUGACUGUUCCAUCAGUUCUUUGUUCAGUUUCUAACGAAGAACUCAUAAAAGGGCUGUCGGGAGACACUGCAGAGGUAUGGAAAUUUAGUGAAUUCCCCUCUCACACCGUGGCAUUUGAGAGAAUCGUCAAACUGGUGACAGAGGCAUCUUCUAAAGUUAUUGGCCCCCAAUCUCGUGAUCUUUUUAUACGCUCUACACUGAAAUCUAGGCAACAAGUGCCAAAGUUUAGUACAAAAUCUGAUUUUAUCAAUAAAUUUGACACAGAUUCAGACUAAAACAAGCCUGACAUAUGGUUGGUUGGUUGGGUUGGGCUUGGGAGGAACCCGAAGAGCAGCUACCUCCACGCCGUGGGUUCUGGGUGACCAAUACAGGUUAGCUGAGAGCUGCAACAAUUUUGACCUUGCGCUGUGGCGCGCCGCCUUUUCGCUCGUAUCUCGGGAACGGUUCGUCCUACGGCCAUGAUCACAUAUACCAUUUCGGUAGCAAAUGACGUGACAAAUAACUUUUGUUUUAUACAUUUUGCCAUGAGAUGCGUAUUUUAGGUGCUAGGUAGACAAUUUCACGAUUUUAGGCGAAUUUCCGAAAUUUCAAGGCCGAGGUUCGGGUUGAAGAUGCAAUCCGAUCUCAAAACAAAAAGUUGCAUUAGAAUCAGGAAGUACUAAGGCAACUUUUCCGCACUAUUAGAAAUACCGAAUCGAAAAAAUUCCGGAAUCGACCCACCCU
Messenger RNA from Bactrocera dorsalis (oriental fruit fly), 3080 nucleotides. RefSeq lists its product as uncharacterized. The record is from RefSeq and is a predicted model, not a curated record. The transcript is spliced from 2 exons. Lineage: Eukaryota; Metazoa; Arthropoda; Insecta; Diptera; Tephritidae. Bases 347 to 2632 code for a protein of 761 amino acids.